Messenger RNA from Grammomys surdaster, 753 nucleotides. RefSeq names its product olfactory receptor 13A1-like. Gene Ontology annotation, biological process: G protein-coupled receptor signaling pathway. Bases 1 to 753 code for a protein of 250 amino acids. The record is from RefSeq and is a predicted model, not a curated record. Gene Ontology annotation, cellular component: membrane. Gene Ontology annotation, molecular function: olfactory receptor activity; G protein-coupled receptor activity. The transcript is spliced from 2 exons. Lineage: Eukaryota; Metazoa; Chordata; Mammalia; Rodentia; Muridae.
AUGGCUCCAGUAAACCAGUCGGCUGUGACCAUGUUCAUCUUGCAAAGCUUUGUUGAGGACCACUUGGUCAAGGAUACCCUCUUCUGCCUCUUCUUUGCCUUGUUCAUGGCAUCCAUAGCUGGCAAUGGCCUAAUUAUCAUAACCAUCCACAGCAGUCCCAACCUCCACACUCCCAUAUACUUCUUCCUAGCCAACCUUGCCCUGAUGGAUGUGAUCUGCACUGUGACCAUCUUGCCCAAAGUCCUGCAGUGCCUGGUGACAGAGAACAGCAUUUCUUAUGAGGGAUGCCUUACACAGAUGUUCAUCCUCUCCUGGGUCCUGGGCUCUGAGCUUCUGCUUUUCUCUGCCAUGGCCUAUGACCACUACCUUGCAAUCUGCCAGCCAUUGCACUAUGGUACCCUCAUGAGUGGCAGGGCCUGUGUGGCCCUUGCAACCUUUGUGUGGUUCACUGGAGCUCUCAACUCCUUGAUGCUCACUUGUCUGGUAUUGCCACUGUCCUUCUGUGGUCCCAAUCUCAUCACACACUUCUUCUGUGAGAUCCCUUCUGUGUUGAUGCUGUCCUGCAGCCCCACUUUUAUCAACAACGUUAUGACUGUCAUUGCAGACAUGUUCCUGACAGGCCUGGACUUCUUAUUGACCAUGACAUCCUUGUCCUUGGCCAACGAAAUGGAUAAGGAAUGCAUCUGGCAGAGAGAGGAUGUGGGGGCUGAACCUGGAGGAGUGGAGGAAAGAGAAAUUGAAGAUGAGAUGUAA